Grosmannia clavigera kw1407 is the source of this 1590-nucleotide messenger RNA. RefSeq names its product pantothenate kinase. The record is from RefSeq and is a predicted model, not a curated record. Gene Ontology annotation, biological process: coenzyme A biosynthetic process. The transcript is spliced from 3 exons. Gene Ontology annotation, molecular function: pantothenate kinase activity; ATP binding. Gene Ontology annotation, cellular component: nucleus; cytosol. Lineage: Eukaryota; Fungi; Ascomycota; Sordariomycetes; Ophiostomatales; Ophiostomataceae. Bases 1 to 1590 code for a protein of 529 amino acids.
AUGCCCGACCGCGAGCAGGACGUGGCUGUGGCGGCAGCCCAAAUCGGCACCAUCAGGCCGUGGGAGAACAAGACUGUCCCAGAGGACGACGCAGAUGACGGCGGUGCGUUUCUGUCGCCGGCGGCCCGGCUGGCGAGCGAGACACAUGAGUCACAGCUGCAGACUAACGGCACGCGCCACACGGACACCGGAGACGGCGCAGCUGCAUCGGCUGCCGUAGUCGACCUGCGUCCGCGCACUACCACCUCGACCAGGGAGAUUGGCAGCACCAUUGCCCGGCCGGGAUCAGUGCGCAUCAACGUCCAGGGCGCCUUCAUCGUCGAAGAAGAGGGGCGGGCGCGGUCUACAUCGCCGGCCGAAUCCUCCAAGGACGGGCGGGCUCACUCGCCGUCAGAGCACACAACCUUUGAUAUCCGGCUGCCCAACCACCAUGCCGUUGUGUCGCACAUUGCCGUGGACAUUGGCGGAACCUUGGCCAAGGUGGUGUACUUUUCGCGUGACGUCCAGUCCGAGCCUGGCGGCCGGCUCAACUUUAUCAGCUUCGAGACCGACAAGAUCGACGACUGCAUCUCCUUUCUGGUCGACCUCAAGAAACGCCACAUUGCGGCCAACGGAUCUGGCCUGGGCGAGCUCUGCGUCAUGGCCACAGGCGGCGGUGCCUACAAGUACUACGACCUGAUCAAGGCCCGCAUGGGCACCGAUGUGCAUAGCGAGGACGAGAUGGAGUGCCUGAUCAUGGGCCUUGACUUUUUUAUCACCGAGAUCCCGCGUGAGGUCUUUACCUACUCCGAGACCGAUCCCAUGCACUUUGCCACGCCAACCGACGACAUCUAUCCCUACAUGCUGGUCAACAUCGGCUCCGGCGUGUCCAUGCUCAAGGUGUCGGGUCCGCACAAAUACGAGCGCGUGGGUGGCACCUCGCUUGGCGGCGGCACGCUCUGGGGCCUGCUCUCGCUGCUGACGGGCGCCCGCUCCUUUGACGAGAUGCUCGAUAUGGCCUCGCAGGGUGACAACUCCCGCGUCGAUAUGCUCGUCGGCGACAUCUACGGCACCGACUACGGCAAGAUCGGCCUCAAGGCCACCGCCAUCGCCAGCUCCUUCGGCAAGGUUUUCCGCAUGAAACACGAGGCCGAGUCGGCCGCCGAGGACGGCCUUGGCUGCGGCGAGGACACGCUGCUACCGCCUGACGGCCACUUUGCCAGUGCUGGUGAUGGCCCUGGUGUUAGCGCUGCCGCCGCUGCCUCUGCGUCGACACGCAACACCCGCUUCUCCUCUGCAGACAUCAGCCGAUCGCUGCUGUACGCCAUCAGCAACAACAUUGGCCAGAUUGCCUAUCUGCAGUCGCAGAUACACCAGCUGUCCAGCAUCUACUUUGGCGGCUCGUUUAUCCGGGGCCACCCCCAGACGAUGAACACGCUGAGCUACGCCAUCAAAUUCUGGAGCAAGGGCGCCAGUCAGGCGUAUUUUCUGCGGCACGAGGGCUACCUCGGCGCCGUCGGUGCCUUUCUCAAACGCCAGCCACGCAACUGGGGCCGCCGUGGCAGCUUUGAGGGCUUAGAGAUGCGUGUGGCCGAGCGGCUGGCCGACUGA